AGUAAAAAACGCGAAAUAAAAAUUUAUAAUCUAUUUUUAAUACGCAUGAGCAUAUACUACAUUUUUCUCCUUUCCAGAAACAAUGAAUGAAAGAUUGGGAAUAUUUCAGGCACAGCAUAUUAUUCCAUUAUCUAUGAAGUUAACCUCGAAUAUUUUAAAUUUAAAAAAGAGUUCUUGUAAAUAAACUAAAAAGAACUUUAAGAAUUGGCCAAAAUGUACAGUCCUCCGUCGCAAUUAAUUUUUCACAAAAUUUGCCGAAUUUGUCUUAACGAAUCAAAAGAGUUGUUAAACAUCUUUUCUACAAAUUGUAGGAAUUUUAUCCAGCAACUUUCUUCAGUCCAAAUCCAUGUGAACGACCAUCUACCACAAAACAUAUGCAAUAGCUGUGUAGGUAAACUAAAUGAGUUGAUAGAAUUUAAAGAACAAAUUGAAAAUAGUGAUCGAGUGCUUCUUGAAGUAUUAAGCAUCUCACAAUCAGAGGUAGGAAAAGAACCUAAUAAUUGUGAAUUGGACACAAUUCUAAGCAAAAAGGAUUCAAGUAACCAUGAAUUAUUUGCCAAAGAAUCUAAUAAUUGUGAAUUGGACACAAUACUAAGCAAAAAGGAUUCAAGUGACCAUGAAUUAUUUGCCCAAUCAACUUCAAAAGUUUUUUGUAGUAUAUGCAGCUUGAGUUUUGUUGAUAAUCAGCUGCAAGAAGCACAUAAUGACACAUUUCAUCCCAAAGAUGAUUUACAUUUUUGUCACAUUUGCACCAAAAAUGUUAGUAAGGAAUAUAAGAAAAAUUCUCUAAAAAGACAUUUAUAUAGUCAUAGAAAGGAAGUCAAAUACUCUUGUGAUGUGUGCGGGAAAAUCUGUAAAAGUCUGUUUGAUCAGAAACUGCAUAUGAGACAACAUAAAGGGGUAGAACCAGCCAUUUGUAAUAUUUGCAUGAAGUCCUUUGCAACCCCUAGAUAUCUUAGAAAACAUAUGAUUAUACAUAAGUCUGAAAAACCACAUACUUGCAAAAUAUGCGAUAAAUCUUUUGCUCGAAAAUUCAGUUUGAGAAUUCAUCUCAGAAGCCAUACAAUGGAGAAAAAGUACAUGUGUACCGACUGUGGCAAAACAUUCCGAUAUAGCCACAAUUUGACCAUCCACUGUCGCCAACAUUCGGGAGAAAAACCCUACAAGUGUAAGAUCUGCAGCAACGCAUUCCACUCCAGUUCAAUUUUAAGAGCUCACAUGCUAAUACAUACGGAUCAUAAAAAGUUCAUUUGCAAUGCAUGUGGCAAAAAGUUUAAACGAUCCGGCGACGUAAAGAUACACAUGAGAAGUCAUACAGGGGAGAAGCCCUAUGCGUGUACCAUAUGUUUAAACAGAUACAAAAUGGCUUCACACCUAACGGAUCAUAUGAAAACUCAUAAAGGUGAAAAAGAUCACAAAUGUGGUGACUGUGGCAAGGCAUUUUAUGAUCAGAAAACUUUAAACAUUCAUAGAAAAUGCCACAGUGGAGAAAGGUCCUUCAUUUGCGAUUUAUGUGGUAAAUCAUUUAUACAUCAAAGCUCGCUUAGUGCACAUGUUAAAAGAACACAUAAAUCAGAAACUCUGAGACACUGACUAUAUAUAUUUCUUAUUUGAUUAUUAAUAAAAUCUAAAACUAGGUAUAUGAUUAUUAUUGAAAUUGGAAAUUUUAAUUCCCUCACUAUGUUCGGGGAAAACCUUAUACCAAAGUACUGAAGUGGUAAACACGU
Molecule: messenger RNA, 1727 nt
Organism: Cylas formicarius (sweet potato weevil)
Lineage: Eukaryota; Metazoa; Arthropoda; Insecta; Coleoptera; Brentidae
Product: zinc finger protein 45-like
Exons: 7
Coding region: 214-1593 (459 amino acids)
Biological process (GO): regulation of transcription by RNA polymerase II
Cellular component (GO): nucleus
Molecular function (GO): DNA-binding transcription factor activity; zinc ion binding; RNA polymerase II cis-regulatory region sequence-specific DNA binding
Source: RefSeq, a predicted model, not a curated record